GGGUUAUUGCAUCUCAGCCCGAGGCCAAACACCCCGAUGUCGGCACCCAGAACGGAAUCAACAAGUAUGCAUUCACCUCACCAAUGACUCACCCGAGAUUCCCAAGUUAAUUUUGUGCCCUCGACUGUUGAAAACACCGGCCUUUGACUUUGAUCAGCACCACCAAUCGCCAGCGAAAUGUCAUCCGAAACCCCGGAAGCCUCGAAAGAUGCCAAGAUCUUCGUCAAGGCGCCCGACGCGGAGGCCUUCGCCAGGGACGUCCUCGAGCGCAACGGCGUGCCGGGCCCGGACGCGGCCAUCGUGGCCUCGUGCCUGGUGCAGGCGGACCUGCGCGGCGUGGACUCUCACGGCGUCAACCGCAUCCCCUCGUACGUCGCCCGCAUCCGCCAGGGCGUGCUGGACCCUGCCGCCGUCCCGGAGCUGCGCCAGGUGACGCCGGCGGCGGCGCAGGUGGACGCACGCAACGGCUUCGGCUUCGUGGCGGCGCACCGCGCCAUGGCGGCCGCCGUCGACAUGGCGCGCGUCUUCGGCCUCGGCAUGGUCUCGGUCCGGCGCUCCAACCACUUCGGCAUGUCGGCCUGGCUGGUGCAGCAGGCCGCUGACGCCGGCAUGAUGAGCCUCGUCUUCACCAACUCGAGCCCGGCCCUGCCGGCCUGGGGCGGCCGCGAGCGCCUGAUGGGCGUCAGCCCCAUCGCCUGCGGCGCCCCCGGCGACCCGCGGCCCUUUGUCCUCGACAUGGCGCCCUCGGUCGCCGCCCGCGGCAAGAUCUACAAGGCCAAGCGGCGCGGCGAAAAGAUCCCGCUCGACUGGGCGCUCGACGCGGAGGGGAACCGCACCGACGACCCGGCCGCCGCGCUCGACGGCGGCGUCAUGCUGCCCAUGGGCGGGCCCAAGGGGUCGGCGCUGGCCAUCAUGAUGGACGUCUUCUCGGGCGUGCUGUCGGGGUCGGCCUUUGCCGGCCACGUCACCGGCCCAUACGAUCCGUCCCACCCCGCCGACGUGGGCCACUUCAUCAUGGCCAUCAAGCCAGACCUUUUUAUGAGCCUGGACGAGUUCAAGAGUAGGAUGAAGUACCUGUACAAGCGGGUGGUUGGGUGCGAGAAGAUGGCUGGCGUCGACCGUAUCUACUUUCCCGGCGAGAUUGAACAGCUUACCAUGGAGGAAAGGCUGGAAACGGGUAUCCCUUAUGUUCAAGCUGAGGUUGACGCCUUGAACUCCGAGGCAGAGCUGGUGGGUGCAAAACGAAUCACUGAAAGCAGUAGCAUGGAGUGAAGCUAGUGAAACGUCGUAGAUAUAAAAUAAUAACAAAGCGAAACAUAUAAAUCCACGUUUAAAAAUAUGGAUGUCUGGGAGCAAAAGUAAGCCUAAAGGAGC
Molecule: messenger RNA, 1374 nt
Organism: Gaeumannomyces tritici R3-111a-1
Lineage: Eukaryota; Fungi; Ascomycota; Sordariomycetes; Magnaporthales; Magnaporthaceae
Exons: 1
Coding region: 178-1272 (364 amino acids)
Molecular function (GO): oxidoreductase activity
Source: RefSeq, a predicted model, not a curated record